Trichomonas vaginalis G3 is the source of this 603-nucleotide messenger RNA. Its product is annotated as universal ribosomal protein uL13 family. The transcript has a single exon. The record is from RefSeq and is a predicted model, not a curated record. Gene Ontology annotation, molecular function: structural constituent of ribosome; mRNA binding. NCBI's taxonomy places the organism in Eukaryota, Parabasalia, Trichomonadida, Trichomonadidae. Gene Ontology annotation, cellular component: cytosolic large ribosomal subunit; ribosome. The coding region runs from base 1 to 603 and encodes 200 amino acids. Gene Ontology annotation, biological process: translation; negative regulation of translation.
AUGUCUGCACCAGUUGUAAUCGAUGCUAAGGGCCAUAUUCAAGGCCGUCUUGCAGCUGCAGUUGCCAAACAACUCCUUAAAGGUCGUAAGGUUGUUGUUGUCCGCUGCGAAGAGAUCGAAUUAAAUGGUCAACACAAAUUCGCUGUUCAUGGUUACGAACGCUUCCUUAACAAGACAACAAACUCAAAUCCACGUGAUGGUCCAUUCCACCAACGUGCUCCACACGAAAUUUUCGCUCGUGCUGUUCGUGGAAUGAUUCCAUACAAAUCACAUCGCGGUGCUGAUGCUUUCUCUAAUCUCCAAUGCUUCGAAGGCAUUCCAUCAAAGUAUGUUUCAUGCAAACGCCUUGUUAUUCCACAAGCUCUUCGCUGCGUCUCAAUUCAUACUGACAGGCCAACAACAAAGCUUGGUCAACUUUCAACAACAAUGGGAUGGAAGUACGGAAAGGUUGUUGCUGAUCUCGAAGAAAAGAGAAAGGCCGAAUCUGCAAAAUAUUACGAUGAAAAGAAGGCUCAACAAGAAAAGAGAGCAUUAGCCCUUGAAAAGGUCAACAAGCAACUUGGUGCUCAGGCUGUCAAGUUCCUUGAAACUUUUUCUGAAUAA